AAGGGCGACUUGGACAGCGCGGAGCCGCUGUACCGCGAGGCGAUGGAGGGGCAGCGAGAGACGCUCGGCGACCGGCACCCGCAGACGCUCACCUCGAUCAACAACCUCGGCAUGCUGCUGGAGGGCAAGGGCGACCUGGGCGGCGCGGAGGCGCUUUGUCGCGAGGCGCUGGUGGCGAGCCGAGAGACGCUCGGCGACCGGCACCCGGACACGCUCCUCUCGAUCAGCAACCUCGGCCUGCUGCUGAAGGACCAGGGCGACCUGGAUGGCGCGGAGGCGCUCAAGCGCGAGGCGCUGGAGGCGAGGCGAGAGACGCUCGGCGACCGGCACCCGGACACACUCGGCUCGAUCAACAACCUCGGCUCGCUGCUGUACGCCAAGGGCGACCUGGACAGCGCGGAGGCGCUGCUCCGCGAGGCGCUGGAGGGAAACCGAGAGACGCUCGGCGACCGGCACCCGCAGACGCUCACCUCGAUCGACAACCUCGGCUCGCUUCUGAAUGAGCAGGGCGACCUGGACGGCGCGGAGGCGCUGUACCGCAAGGCGCUGGCGGCGGGGCGAGAGACGCUCGGCGACCGGCACCCGGACACGCUCAUCUCGAUCAACAACCUCGGCGAGCUGCUGAAGGACCAGGGCGACCUGGACGGCGCGGAGCCGCUGUGCCGCGAGGCGCUGGAGGGGAAGCGAGAGACGCUCGGCGACCGGCACCCGGACACGCUCACCUCGAUCAACAACCUCGGCUCGCUGCUAAAGGAAAAGGGCGACCUGGACGGCGCGGAGGCGCGGAUCCGCGAGGCGCUGGAGGGGUGCCGCGAGACGCUUGGCGACCGGCACCCGAGUACGCUCACUUCGAUCAGCAACCUCGGCUUCCUGCUGAAGACGAAGGGCGACGUGGACGGCGCGGAGGCGCUGUACCGCGAGGCGCUGGAGGCGAGGCGAGAGACGCUUGGCGACAGGCACCCGCACACGCUCGCCUCGAUCAGCAACCUCGGCUUGCUGCUGGAGGACCAGGGCGACCUGGACGGCGCGGAGGCGCUGCUUCGCGAGGCGCUGGAGGCAAAUCGAGAGACGCUCGGCGACCGGCACCCGCACACGCUCGCCUCGAUUAACAACCUUGGCGCGCUGCUGAAUGCCAAGGGCGACUUCGACAGCGCGGAGCCGCUGUUCCGCGACGCG
Emiliania huxleyi CCMP1516 is the source of this 1176-nucleotide messenger RNA. RefSeq lists its product as hypothetical. Gene Ontology annotation, molecular function: protein binding. Gene Ontology annotation, cellular component: kinesin complex. NCBI's taxonomy places the organism in Eukaryota, Haptophyta, Isochrysidales, Noelaerhabdaceae. The transcript has a single exon. The record is from RefSeq and is a predicted model, not a curated record. The annotation marks the transcript as partial.